Molecule: messenger RNA, 14971 nt
Organism: Camelus dromedarius (Arabian camel)
Lineage: Eukaryota; Metazoa; Chordata; Mammalia; Artiodactyla; Camelidae
Gene: SPATA31H1
Product: SPATA31 subfamily H member 1
Exons: 12
Coding region: 1-14781 (4926 amino acids)
Source: RefSeq, a predicted model, not a curated record
AUGGCGCCGAUUUGGGGGCUGACCAUCCCACUGCCACCGUAUGUCAGCCUUCUAGUAUUAUCUGGUUUCCUUAUCUGGGGGCUUUGGGUGCUGUUUUCUGGGAAGAAGAGUAGGGAGCAUGUGGCAGCCAAGACAGACUCAGAGACUUCAAAACAGCAUAAAUUGAAAAACAUCCAGAAAUUCACAGGUCAGAAAGAUCCUAUCCUUUACUCUUCAGAUCAAGCUCCACAGUGGGAAGAAAAUCUCAGGAUGGGUUGCAUUGAAGCUAACCUGACAUGCUUUUCAGGACUCCCUGUGGGAUGGGGCCAGGAAUAUUUACUCUGGUCAAUGGACAGAAGUCUUCGACAGAUCUUCCAACACCUGGAAAGUGCAAGAUCAAAUCUUAUGGAAUCAUGUUUACCUGAACCACAGGAUAUGAUUUCUUCUUCUACCUCCUCUGUUUUUAUGGAACAGGAGCCUGUUCUACCCUGUUGUGACUGUAAGAAGGCAAAACAUUCUACUGACCAUAGCAUCUCCUCUGGAUCAUCCUGCAGCUCCAGCCUGUCACACCUUCCUGUCUUUUCUGAAGGAACAACCUGGCAAUUCCGGAGCCACAGUUUACCUAUUUUCCCCCAAAAUCAACCUCCUGUGUUCAGGAACCAAGGCACAUCUCUGCCUUCUUUCAGGCUCUCAGAGCUUGGGAAAUCAAAACUUUUUCAGAAUUUGGCAGCUCUUUCCCACUUAAGACCUGAAAGCACUUUUAUCAAUUCUCCUUUUGAAUCCCCAGAUCUCUGCAAACAACAGGAGAAAACAAAGGAUGAGAGAAGGAGCAAGAGUCAUUUGACAUCAGAUCAUGGGCCAAAUGCUAUUUUCAAAGAGAGACCACUAUUAUCAGGAUCAGCUCCAAUCCAGCUCUCUCCUUUGGCUAGGUGGGAGUUAGAGGGACAUAUGGCUUGGAAGGUUUGUACUUUGCGGGAACAAACAGUGCCUCUGCCUGUGAGGGAAUCGUGGGCGAUGCUGAAUUAUUUAAUUGAGGUACAAGGAGGAGUCCCUGAACCAGAGAAACCUAUGCCCAUUCAUCAAAGCACUGAGCAAAAUAUCAACAAUGAAUCCCCAGACCUUCCAUCAUUUCAGCUCCAUGUAAACAUUGGAGUGGAAUCUGGAUUAAAUAGAACAGAAACAAAAAUUUCACAGACUCUUAUCCCAGGUAAGCAGUCACAACCUGGGGAUGGCUCCCAAAUCCUUGGAUCCAGGCCCUUAAUGACAUCAAUGGGCAAUCUACCUCCCAAAAGUUUAGGAGUUGACGUAAUUCAAGAGGAAACCACUUUACUGCAGAAGGACCCAAAACAUGUGCUAGAGCUCAGUAUAGAGCAGAGGGUCAUAGGUCUUCCAGAAAAGAGGAUACAGCAGCAUAAGACCCAAGUGACUAAUGUGGAGUUGACCCCACGGCUACCAUAUCAAGUCACAGAUAGCAUAAAAGUAACUCCACUGGCAUUACUUCAAGUCAUGGAUUCAAUGGGGAUGAUUCCAGAGUCACAUUCAGAAGUAAUAGAAUCUGUGGGCUUGUUCCCACAGCCACCAAAUGAAGUUGUGAAACCAAUGGAAGGGAUGGAAACAGUGAGUAUAAGCCGAAAACCAUCAUGUCAAGUCACUGAAUCAGUGGAGGUAACCCCAAGGCCUCAGCAGCAAGUUAUGGAAUCAAGGAAGAUAAUCUCAAGACCUCUAAGUCAAGUCGUAGGUAAUGUGAAGGUAACUCCUGUAGCACUGCUUCAAGUCAUGGAUUCUAUGGGGAUGAUUAAAAAAUCACAUCCACAUAUCAUAGAGUCAGCGGGAAUGACCCCAAGGAUGCAAUAUCAAGUCAUGGAGUCAGUGAAAAGGACUACAUUGUUGGACCAUCAAGUCAUACAAGCAGGAAAGAUGAGUCCAAGGCCACAACAUGCAGUUAUGGAAACUAUGGGAAUUACCCCUGAGCCACAGCAUAAAGUUAUGGAAUCAGUGGAUGUAGCAUCAAGGCCACAAAGUCAAGUCAUAGAACCACUGAAGACUACUCCAGGGCCAAUAUGUCAAAAUACAAAAUCACUGGAGAUGAUCUCCAGGCCAUUGCAUCAAGUGAUGGAUUAUACGAAAGUAACUCCAGUGGCACUAUUACAAACUAUGGAUUUCAUGGGGAUAAUUCCACCAGCACAGGCACAUGUUAUAGAAUCUGGGGAUUUGGCCCCUAGUUCACAGUUGCAAGGUAUGGAAUAUGUUCAUUUGGCCGUACCAUCAGAGUUUUCAGGUAUAAAAACUGUGGAGUUGACCCUAAGACCACUACAAGAAGAUACGAAAUCUGUGGAGUUGGCCCCAAAGCUGUGGUUACAAGCUACAACAUCUGAGGAGAUAGCCCCAGUACCAUUGCUUGAAGAUGUGAAAACUCCUCAAGUGGUAGAAUGUAGAAGGUUGAUUCCUGAGACACAGGUAGAAGGUAUGAAAUAUGAGGAACUGAUUCCAAAGGCACACAUUCAAGCAGUAAAAUCUGUAGAGCUGCUCUUCAAACCAGAUCAUCAAGCCACAGAACCUGAAGGAUUGACCCUCUGUCAUCAAACUUCAGAAUCUUUAGGGAUAAUCUCAGAGCCAGGAUAUCAAGAAACAGAAGCAAAGUUGAUCUCUGACACUUGUCACCAUGCAGAAAAGUCUGUGGGGUUGAUACAAUCAUCUUUAGGAACUACUCCAGGGCCACUGAGCCAAGCUUCAGAAUCUAUGCAGAUGAAUUCAGUGUCAUUCCAAGGUAAUUUUGAGCCAAUGCUCCAAAGUGUAAAAGCCAUGGGGGAGAUUCCAGUGUCACAGUACAUAAUACAAGAAUCUCUGGAAUUAGUACCAGGAUCAGAGAUGCAAGGUAUGAAAUCAAAGGUGUUGACCCCAGAGUCCCAAGGUAUGAAGGUUGUUCAUCUGAAUCUAGGACCAUAUUUAGAAGUUAUGAACUUUACAGAGUCAUCAGAGAUACCCCUAAGGUCAGAAUAUGAAAAUACAGAAACUGUGGGGUUGGCAACGUUUCAAAUUGAAAACAUCCAGGAGGCAAUGCCAGUACCACCAUAUUCAGAAAAAGGAUCUCUGGAGUUGACUUUAGGACAAGGGAUGCAACAUGAGAAAUCUGAGCCACUACUGCAAAAUUUGAAAUACGUGAAGUUAACCUCUGAGUCAGCCCCAUUAAUGGUAGGAUCUAAACAGUUUAUUACAGGACCAAAACCACAUGUUACGGAGUUGACCCUAGAACCACAGCUCCAGGGAGUAAAGUCCAGGCAGUUGGAUACAGAGCCAAAAUUACAAGAUGUGAAACAUGUUAAUUUAAUUCAACAGUCAACUACUACUGGAGUGGUAGAAUCAGAGAAGCUGAUACAAGAGCCCGUGCUACAAAGUAUGAUAUCAGAGGAACUGACUAAAGGGGCACAGCUCCAAGGUGUGAAAUUGACCCUAGGGCCACAGUUGCAUAGUGUUAGAUUUUCAAAGUUGUCUCCAGAGCCGCCACUUCAAGGAGAAAAACCUAUAAAUUUAAUCUCAGGGUCUCCACAUUGUGGUGUGAAAUCUGAUGAAUUGACCCCUGGUCCCCCAAUGCAGGAAAUAAAAUUGUCAGAUUUUAUCCCAGAGCCAGAGCAUCAAAGUGUUGUAUCUGUACAGUUGACUACAGAACCACAACCUCAAAAUUUGAAAUUUGUGGAACUAAACUCAGGACCAUGCUUGCAAGAUGUCAGAUUUUCUGAUUUGACUCCAGAACCAAAGCAUCAAGGUUUCAAACAUGUGCAGUUUAUACCAAGAACACAGCUUCAAGAUAUAAAGUCUGUAGGAUUUGUAACAGAGUCAUCUUUACAGUUAAGUCAAGGGCUCCCAAUUGAAAAUAUGAAAUCUGUUCUGUCUAUUGAAGGGUCACAGUUUCACAGCAUGAAAUCUGUGAAAUUGAUCUCAGAACUACAGUUUCAAGGUGUGAAAUCUAAGGAACUGAAUGGAGGGCCAAGGCAGAAAGAUGUUGAAUUUUCUGAAUUGACUUCAGGGCCAAAGCUUCAAGGUGUCAAAUUUGGGAAGCAAACCCCAGGAUCACUGUUUCAUAGUGUGAAUUCUGUGGAGACGACUGUAGAGUUAGGGCUUCAAGAUUCUAAAUUAACAAAGAUGUCUCCAGGUCUUCAAGGUAUGAAACAGGUGGGGCCAUGGCUACAAGAUGUCAAAUUUUGUGAUCUGACAUCAGGAACUCAACCUCAAGGUGUGAACUUAACCUCAGAGUUAAACUCAGGGCCACAAUUACAAUAUGUGAAUUUUUUUGAGAUGACCCCAGAGCCAAAGAUGCAAAGAGUAGGAUCAAUGGAGUUGACCCCAGGACCUGAGGAGCAAGGGGUUAAGCCUGAGAUGCUAGUAUUGAAGCCACUGUUUGAAGGUGUAAAAUGUGUAGCAGUAGACCAAAUGUCAAGCUCUGAAGGUGACAUUUCUUCUGAAUUACCCUCAGAGCCACACAUACCAGAUGCAAAAUCUAUGGAGUUGACUCCUGGGCCACAGUUGCCAAGUGUAAACUAUUCUGAGUUGACCACAAGACCACAGUUACAAGUUAUGAAACCUACUGAACUGAUCCAUGGACCACAGUUGCAAGACGUAAAACCUAUGGAAUGGACCCCAGUCUCAAAGCUCCAAGGUUUACAAUCUGAGGUACUAAUGCCAGAGCCACAGCUGGAAGAUAUGAAAUCUGUGGAGUUCACCCCAGGGCCACAUUUGAGAGGUAUGAAAUCUAUGCAGCUAACAUCAAAGCCACAACUGGGAAAUGUCAAAUCUAUGGUGUUAACUCCUGGGCCACAGGUAGGGGAUGUGAAACCAGUAGACAUGACCCCAAGUUCAAAACUUCAUGGUUUAAAAUCUGAGUUGUUUAUCUCAGAGUCACAGUUGGAAAAUGUGAACUCUGUGGCCUUAACUCCAGGACAAUGUCAAAGAGGCAUGCAAUCUAUGUUGCUAACUCCAAGUCCACAGCUGGAAUGUAAGAAAUCUGUGGUGAUAACAUCAGGGCCACAGACAGAAGAUGUGAAAUCUGUGAAACUCACCCCAGAUUCCAAGCCUCAAGGUGUGAAAUCUAUUGAGUUGGCUCUGCAUUCAAGAAAUCAAGAAUUAGAAACUGUGAAGAUGGCCCCAAGAACACAGCUGCAAGAUGUGAAAACUGUGGAACUGAAACUUGGGCCAAAGAAGGAAGAUGAGAAUUCUGUAUUUUUUGCACCAGAGUCAUUGCUCCAAGGGCCUCAAAUGCAAGGCAUGAAACCUUGGGAAUUGACUGCAGAGCCACAAAUGCAAGAUAUAAAAAAUGUGGACAUUACCUCACGUUUAAAGCUUCAGAAUUUAAAACCUGUGGAAAAGACUCCAGAUCCAGAGCUGCAAAAUGUAAAAUCUGUGAAGCUGACCCCAAGGCUAAAGAAGCAGGUAGUAAAAUCUGGGGAUGCAACCAGAAGACAAAAGUUUCAAGGAGUGAAAUAUGUGGAUUUAGCCCCAAGGCAACAGUUUCAAAGGAUGGCACUUGAGAAUUUAACAACUGGGCCAAAACAGGUUGGUGAGAUAUCUGGAAUUUCACUAGAGCAGCAAUGUGUGAAUUCAGAGCAACUGAAGAAAGGAUCUAAAUCAGAAGAUGGAAAGUUAGUAGAUCUCAACUUUGAGUUACAGUUGAAAGCCAAGAAAUCAUUUGAAUUGACUGCAGAAUCAAAUAUUCAAGGUGUAAAAUAUGAACAGUUCGAACUUGAACCAGAGUUGCAAAGAAAUAAAUCUCCCAAGUUGACCCCAGGGACACCAUUGCACCAGGUAAAAUCCUCAAAGUCAGCCUCAGAACCACAGCUUCAAGGUGCGAAAACUGCUGAGUUAAAACAAGAGCCACAGCAUGAAAACAUGAGAUAUGUUCAGUGGAUACCAGGGCCUGAGUUCCAAAGUGUGAAAUCAAUAGGAUUAAAUCUUGAGUCACAAUCUCAAGGUGUCAAAUCUGUAGAGUUGAAAUCUUCAAUACAGUUAAGAGAUGUGAAGUCAUCUGAAUUGCCUCUAGGGUCAAAAAUUCAAGGUGCAACAUGUAUGAAGUUCAACCCUGAGCAACAGUUGCAGAGUGUAAAAACUCCUACGUUGUCCCCAGGACCACAACUGCAAGAAGGGAAAUGUUUGGCAUCAACCUCAGAGCCACAGCUUCAAGGUGUGAAAACUGUGGAGCUAAACCAAAAGCCACAGCUUAGAAGUAUGAGAUCUAUUCAAUGGAAGCCUGCACCAGUGUUUAAAGGUGUGAAAUCUCUGCUAAAUCUUGGGUUACAAUCCCAGUAUGUCAAACCAGCAGAGUUGAAACCUUUGAUACAGUUGAGAGAUACAAGGUCAUCUGCAUUGACUCCAAGGCCAAAGCUCCAAGAUAUACAAUCUUUGGCAUCACUUGAAGAACCUCAGCCUCAGGGUGUCAAUUUGAAACCUUGUCUACAGUUUAGAAAUAUGAAAUCAUGUGAUCUGACUUCUAAGUCAAAGCUUUGUGAUAUAAAAUCUAUGAUGUUCAAAUCUAGGCUUCACUUGCAUGAUGGGAAAUCUCCUAAGUUGACCCCAGGGCCACAGCUUCAAGAAGUGAAAUCUUUACAGUCAUCUCCAGGAACACAGCUUCAAGGUGUGAAGUCUCCAGUGCUUACACAAGAGCCACAGUUUCUUGAGGUGAAAUCUGGGGUAUUAAGCCAAAGGUCACAAUUACAAAAUGAUAAAACUAUAGAGUUGAACUUCCCACUACACUUGAAAAGUAUGAAGUCAUCUGAGCUGACUCUUCAGACAAAAUCUGAGGAUUUUGACUCCAGGACACAGUGGCAGGGCCUAAAACCUUCUAAGUCACCACCUGAGACAAAGCCCCAAGAUACAAAAUUUACUGAGUUAAACCCUGACUCAUGGUUGCAAGAUACAACAUUUUCUAAGUUGACUGUGGGGACAAAGAUUCGAGAUGUCACAUCUACAGAUUUCAACCCUGGGUCAUUGUUACAAGAUCAACAGUUGCAAGGAGUGAAAUCUUCUAAGUUAGUCUCAGACACAAAGUUUCAAGAUGUGGAAUCUGUGAAGUUCAAACCUGGGCCACAGUUGCAAGAUGUGAAAUCUUCCAAAUUGAUCAUGGGUGUAAAGCUUCAAGAUGUAAAAUCUAUGAAUUUCAGGUCUGGACCACACUUUCAGGGUGUGAAAUCUUCUGAAGUGAUCCCAAGCAAAAAGCUUCAAGGUGUGAAGUCUGUAGAACUGAAACCUAGUCCAAAGUUACAAGGUGAGAAAUCUGAUUUGACCCUGGGGAGGAAGUUUCCAGGUAUGAAGUCUGUAGAGUUGGACUCAGGCCCAUGCUUACAAGAUAUAAAAUGUUCUGAGCUGAUCAUGGGUAUAAAGCUUCAUGAUGUAAAAUCUAAGGGGUUAAGUUCUAGACCACACUCUCAAGAUAUGAAAUCUUCUGAAGUGAUCCCAGGGACAAAGCAACAAAUGAAAUCAGGGUUCAAUUCUGGACCACAGGUACAAACUAAAAAUUUUUCUGAGUUGAUUCAAGGGAUAAAGCUUCAAGAUGUGAGAUCCUUAGAGUUCAACUGUGGUCCCAAGUUACAAUGUGGGAAAUCUUCUGAUUUACCCCAGAGGAGGAAGCUUCAAGGUGUGAAAUCAAUGGAGUUUAACCCUGGACCACAGAGACAGGGUGACAAAUCUGAUUUGACGCUAGAGUGGAGUCUUCAGGAUUUGAAAUCUGCUGUUCCACAGCUGCAAGGUGUAACAUCUUCAGAGUUGACACCAGAAACAAAGCAUCAAAGUGGAGAAUCUGUGGAAUUCAUCACCAGGCCGGUGUGGCAAGAUAUGAAACCUUUUGAAUUGACUCUAGGUACAAAGGUACAAGAUGUGAAAUCUUUGGAGUUCAACUCAAUCCCACAGUUACAAGAUAGGAAGUUGUCUAUGUUGAUACCAGAGGCACACCUUCAAGGUGUGAAAUCUGUGGACUCUUUCAACACUGUGGCAAAGUCACAAGGUGCAAAAUCUUCUGAGCCUAUAAAACUUCAAUUAACAAAGUCUGCAGGGGUCAUCCCUUGCCUAGAAUUUCAGGGUGCAAAACCCUGUGAGUUGGCCUUGGAAUCAAAGAUUCACAGUGGGAUAUCUUCUGAGUUCAAUGCUGGAAAGCAGUGGCAAGAUGAGAAAUGUUGUAAGUUGAAUCCAUGGCCAGAGCUUCAAAGUGUAAAAGUCACGGUGUUCAAUCCUGGGAAACAUUCGCAACAUAUAAAAUCUUCAAAAUUAUGCAAAGGGACAAAGCUUCAAGAUGUGAAAUCUAUGGAAUUCAAUUCUGACCAACAGUUGCAAGAUGUGAAAUCUUCUGAGUUGUGCCUGGGAACAAGGAUUCAAGAUAUGCAAUCUUUAGAGUUCAAUCCUGGGCCACAGUUGCAAGAAUUGCAAGUUAUGAAAUCUUCUGAAUUGAAUCCUGAUCCAGAGCUUCAAGGCAGAAAAUCUAAAGUGCUCUGUGUUGGGCCACAUUUGCAAGGGGUGAACUCUUCUGCAUUCAUUUCAGAACCAAAACUUCAGUGUGUAAAUUCUACUGGUUGCAACCCUGGCCCACAUUUGCAAGGUAUGAAUUCUUCUGAAUUAACUUCAGGUUCAAAACUUCAACAUAUAAUGUCUUCUAAGUUGAAUUCAGGGACAGAGAUUCAAUGUGAGACAUCUAUGGUGUUCAACCCUGGACCACAUUGGCAAGGUCUGAAAUCUGAAUGGAUUCCAGAGUCAGAGUUUCUAAGUGUAGCACCUAUGGAAUGCAACCCUGGGCCACAGAUGCAGUGUGCAACUUCUUCUGAGUUGAAUAUGGAGCCAAAAUUACAAUGCUUGAAUUCUAUGGGGUGCAAAAGUGAACCACCCUUGCAAGGAGCAAAAUCUUUUGAAUUGACUUCAGGGGGAAAAUGUCAAGAUAUGGGGUCUGAAGUGAAUCCAGGCACAGAGAAUCAACGUGAGACAGCUAUGGUGUUCAACCCUGGACCACACUGUCAAGGUAUAAAAACUGAACUGAUUCCAGAAUCAGAUUUUCUAAGUGUAGGACCUACAGAAUGCAAUCCUGGGCCACAGAUGCAGUGUGAAAAUUCUUCUGAGUUGAACCCAGAGCCAAAAUUACAAUGUUUAAACUCUAUGGGGUGCAAAUGUGGACCACCCUUGCAAGGAGUAACUUCAGGGACAAAAUGUAAAGGUAUGAGAUCUUCUGAUUUGAAUCCAGGUCCAGAACUUCAAGGUAUAAAAUCUGUUAUGUUCAGUCCUGUGCAGCAUUUACAUGAUGUAAAAUGUGAAUUGACUACAGGGACAAAAUCUCAAGGUAUAACAUCAACGAAGUUCAACUCUGGCCCACAGCUGCAAGGUACAAAUUCUGAGGAGUUUCCCUCACAUCUUAGGCAGCACAGUGUAAGAUCUGUGGUGUUUGCACCAGAGCCAUGUCUUCAAGAUGUGAAAUCUCUGGAGUCAAAACCAGAGCCACAACCUCAAGAUGUGAAUUCUAAGAAAUUGAUUUCUUGCCUCAGGUCACAAUGUGUAGACUCUGAGGUCUUUGCACCAGAGCCAUGUUUUCAAGAUGUAAAAUCUGUAGAGUUGACACUAGGGUCCCAACAACAAGGUAUGAAUUGCCAAGAGGUGACUUUAGGAUGGCAAGGUGUGAAAUCAGUAGCAUCGGCAACAGAGUCAACUAAGAAGUCUAUAGCAGGACCAAUGUUGACUAAUGUCAAAUUUUCAAAUUUGUCUCCAGAAUCACAGCAACAAGGUGUGAAAUAUUUAAAGUUUACUCCAGAACCAAAGUUGCAAAGCAUAAAACAUGUAAAUUCAUCUAGAGGGUCUCUGCAGCAAGUUAUAAAAUCUGCAGAGUUAACAGCAGAGUCACUGUUUCAAAGAGCGAAAUCUGAGGUUCUAACUCCAAGAACAAACUCUGAAAUCACAGAUUCCUCUGAGAUAACCCCUAGGCCAGGGCAUCAGUUUGUAGUACAUGCAGAGAUGAUCCCAAAGCCAAGGCAUCAAGUCCCUAAAUCUGUGAAUUUGAUUUCAAAACCAAUUUAUCAAGUCAGAGAUUCUUCAAAAAUGGCACAAAAGUUGGCACAUCAAGGCACAGAAACUGUAGAGAAAUCUGUGAAGUUGACCCUGAAGCCAAAAGGUAAAGUCAUGCAAUCUUCAGGAAUGCCUCUGAAGCUAGAUCUUCAAGUACCAGAAUCUGUUGAUCUGACUCUAGUACUAAGGAAUCAAGGUUCAAAAUCCUUAGAAUUAACCUCCAAGAAGGGCAAUAAAAUCCCAGAAACUCUGGAGUUGGUCUCUCAGUCAGGGCCUCAAGUUAAGGAUUUGGGGGAGUUACAUACAAGGCCACUGCAGCAAGUUGUGGAAUCUGACAGGAUGACCCCAGAGCCCAAGCAUCACAUUUCAGAAACUAUGGGGUUGACCUUUAAAGCAAAGCUUCAAGGGGAAGAACUUCUUGGAAAGACCCCAAAGCUAAUAAAUAAAGCCACUGAUGCAGAGAGAUCUUCAAGGCCAUAUCCUCCAUCCCUAGAAUCUGUGGAGGUGAUCUCUGAGAAAAGACUGCAAAGGGAAGAGUCUGUAGUGUUGAUUACAAAGUCAUCACAUGAUGUCCCAGAAUCUUCAGAGGUGACAGAAGGGCUAAGAUAUCACAUUUCUGAAUCUGCAGAGUUGACUUCUGAGACAGGACUGCAAGUAAACAAAUGUAAGGAGUUGACCCCAAAGUCAUGGUCUCAUGUAGGAUCUUCAGAGAUAACAUUAGGUUUAGGACAUCAAACCCCAGAAUCUAUGGGUUUGACCUCUAAGCGAUUCCUAAGGGGGAAAUCUUUAGAGUUGCCCCCAAAGCAAACAGGUCAAAUUGCGGGACGUGCAGAAUCUACGGAGGUCACUGCUGAGACAUGGCAGCAAGGGGAGGGAUCAAUGAGGCUAACACAAUCGCAGAAUAAAAGUAUGAAAUAUUCAGAGACAGCCCCAGCACCACUGGGUCAAAUUACAGAAUUUACAAGGAUUAGUCCAAAGCCACGAGAUCAAGUCACAAAAUCUACAAAGACACAGCUUCAAGUUGCUCAAGCAACAGGGGUAAACCCAGUAGCUCCCCCUAGAGUUGUUGAGUCUGUCAAAGUGACUCCUGGGCCACCACUUCAAGCUGUGAAGUCUGUGACAUCAUCAUCAGGGCCAACCUCUCAAAUGGUAGACUAUGUUCACUUGACUCCAGAACUACAAAAUGUGAGACUGCCAGAGUUUACCUCAGGGCUACGGAGGCAAAAUGCAAAAUCUAAGAAAUUAAUCACAGAACCAAAGCACCAAAUGUUGGAAAUGGAUUUUACAGGGUUUAAAAUAGUCCAGACUGUGGGGCCACCAUUUGAAAUUGUGAAAUCUGAGGAAUUAGCACUAGGGCCAGUUCCUCAGAUUGCAGAACCAAUAGGAGUAGCUCUAGGAUUAGGGCACAAUGUAGCAGAUUGUUUGCAUUUACACCUGAGGCCACAUCUUCAGGAACCAGUAGAACCUGUAGAAUUAACUCCAAAGCCAAAUUCUGAAGUGAAAUCUGUAGGAUUAACCUCCCAGCCAACAUCUCCAUUCAAGGAACCUACAAUGUUGACUCAUGAACAAGGGCUUCAGGCUGUGAAAUCUAUAGGGAUAAAAUCAGGGCCUCAAGUCAUUGAAUCUGAGGAUUUGAAUCUAGGACAGGUGUAUCAGAAUAGGGAACCUGAGGACAGCUCAUCAGGAGAAGAGUUACAAAUACAGAAUUUUUUCUCUAGGUUUCUACACAACUCUUCAAACUCACUCAUCUCAAGUUCUGCCAGAACAUCUGAAUUAGGCCCUUGGGAUUCUGAGAUGUCAGAAGUGUCAAGAUUGUUAGAUAUAAAAAAUCUGGAGACAGAUAUUUUGCAGCCUGAGGAGUCUUUUAUAGACCUUGCUAUGAUACAGUCUUCAACUCUUCCCUUGUCUUUUCAUAACCAAACCUCUGAUAAGAUAGCUAACACUGUGAAAAGCCCAAAUUCUGUGGUCCCAGGAGUAGAUGUCAUAUCUAAGGAAAGGACUCAGAGGAAGCAGGUGGAGGAACCAGGGAGCUCACUCCAGAGUCUGUCUCAGCAUCCACCACCAAACUGGAGAUCACCAUCUAGGACCUUCCAGGCAGGAUCAGGGGCUCAAAGAGGCCUUACCUGGUCUGCCCUGGGCAGGCAACGGAAUGUCUUAGAGAGUCACUCCUGGAGGCAGCGGCUACCUAGAAAAUAUCUCUCCAGUAUGCUAACACUGGGGAAUGUCUUGGGGACCACUAUGGAAAGGAAGCUUUCUUCUCAAAAAUCUUCAACAGAAAGAGCCACUACAGAUACUUGUCAAUCUAUUCAGAAUUUAUUUGGGGUUCCAGCUGAACUGAUGGAAUUUUCCCAGAGCCUGCUUGAAAAGGGUCAAAGUACUAUUUCUCAGCCUUCAGUGGUCAAAAACUACAUUCAGAGACAUACUUCAUGCCAUGGUCAUGAGAAAAGAACAGCCUUAAGGAUGUGGACGCGUGGCUCCAUGUCCUCCAUGAUACAGCAUUACUCUGGGACUAGAAAGCGAAUAAAGAAAACAAACUCAAAGCCCAGUGAUAUAUCCCAGGAAGUCAUUCAGCACAAGCCUGUUUCAUGUACAGGAAGUCAGCUUCCUGCCCCAGUAAAGUUAGAGUCUUCUUUCAACGUAUUUUUUGCUAGGAGAGAUCCUGUUCCAGUGGAAGAGAUUAAGAACUCACGGAGUGGUUCACAGACAAGGACUUUUAAGUCCCAACACUCCCUCAAGCCAAGUAAUCUUUCCCAGGCCAAGACUGACUUCUCAGAACAGUUCCAGCUGCUACAAGAUCUACAGCUAAAAAUAGCAGCAAAACUGUUAAGGAGUCAAAUACCCCCCAAUGUGCCACCACCUCUAGCUUCAGGUCUGCUCCUAAAAUACCCUAUCUGCCUACAGUGUGGUCGAUGUUCAGGAUUUAAUUGCUGUCAUAAAUUACAGUCCACUUUUGGGCCUUACCUUCUUAUCUACCCACAGCUUCACCUUGUAAGCACUCCUGAAGGCCAUGGAGAGAUUAGGUUGCAUCUUGGCUUUAGGCUGCGAACUGGGAAAAGACCUCAAGUCCCAAAGUAUCAUAGAAGAGACAGAUCUAUCACACCAAGGAGCUCUAGAUCACUAUCAUUAAGGAAAGCUAAAGUCUAUAAUAGAGUUUCCAAGAGUCCUACCUCUACAGUAGAUUUCCAUUCUGGGUCUUCCCAGUCUCCUGCUCCUGUACAAGUCCACAUCAGGCGAAGGCAGCGUGGCAGCUCUGGCCUAGUGGGAAAGACAGAAGUUAGAGAGCCUGGACACUAUGAAUUCACUCAAGUUCACUCUCUACCAGAGAGUGACUCUGAAAGCAACCAGGAUGAAAAAUGGGCUAAAAUGAGAACCAAAAAGACCCAUGAUUCAAAAUAUCCAAUGAAAAGAAUCCCCAAAGGAGUUAGAACACAAAACACAAAGUUCUACACAAAUGGUAAAGCCAUAAUACAGAGUUCCUCCAGGGAAUUUCCAGCCCAGUUAAGAAGGAAGAGGAGUGGAGCAUCUCAGACAACUACCGCCUCUUUAAGAAGACAACCUAAGAAAUCCUCCCAACCGAAAUUCAUUCAAUUGCUUUUUCAGGGCCUGAAGCAGACAUUGCAAAUAGCACACAAAAUUUUGGCUUCUGUUAGGCAGAAGCCUGAGGACAGGACAAGGCCAGACCAUUUGUCAAGCAAAAAUUACCUUCCAAAACAAAAAGCCAGAGACUAUUGCUUAUCAAGAGACAUCGAAAGACACAGGAUACCAACUGUCAAGCUAAGGCCAACAGACUCAAUCACUAAGCAGGAGAGCACAUUGUGGGGAGAAAUAGACCAAUUCAGAUCAGCUCAACAACCAAAAAGAGACAGCUCUUUCCAACCCAGACCUAUCCAACUGCCCAAGCCCAUAGGUUCACAAAGAAGUACCACUCUCAAAACCACCUCAACGAGACAGCCUUUGGGUCCUGUUCAAAAUGACAGUAGUAGCAGAGCUAAGAAAAACUUUUACAGAAAUGAAAUCUCUAGCCAGGAGUCCAAGAACUCCAAAACAGGAACCAGAGUUCAUGCUGGAGGGAGAAUCCUACUUGGUUCCCCUAUGAAGAGAACCUCACACAGCCACCUUAAAGAGAAACCCACACACAAGGAACGACACCAUCACAGAUUCUGUAGGGAAAGAACCUCAUGUAAUUCUUCUCAAAGGAGCCAAUACAGUCCCUCUGAGAGGGGCCAUCCCAGUCCCUCUGAGAGGGGCCAUCCCAGCCUCUCUGAGAGGAGCCAUCACAGUGCCUCUGAGAAGGGACAUCGCAGUGCCUCUGAGAGGGGCCAUCGCAGUGCCUCUGAGAGGAGCCGUCGCAGUGCCUCUGAGAGGGGACAUCGCAGUGCCUCUGAGAGGAGACAUCGCAGUCCCUCUGAGAGGAGCCAUCACAGUCUCUCAGAGAGGAGAUGUCGCAGUCCUUCUGAGAGGAGAUGUCGCAGUCCGUCUGAGAGAAGGUGUCGCACUCCCUCCGAGAGGAGCAAUCGCAGCCUCUUUGAGAAAAUCCGUCGCAGUGCCCCUGAGAGGAGAGGACAUAGUGCUUCUGAGAGAAGACAGCACAGGCCCUCUGAGACGAGAAGACACAGUCACUCUGAGAGGAGCCACCACCGGCCCCCUAAGGAGAAACUCAAGCACAGCUCCCUCAGGGAGAGGCCCAGACAUAGUCUGGCUAAAGAUUUCAUGAGUAACUCAAAUACGUCUCCUGGCGACCACACCAGAAAACUCCAAGGUAGGGCAGGUUUGCAGGCCUAACGCUAGUAGAUGGGAAGAGACCUGCCCCCGUUAUUCAUUGCCUCACUGAAAUCUCCACCGAGCGGCCCUUUCCUGGCUUCUUUCCUGCUCAGCCUCGGCCUCCACUUCCCGCGCUCUCAGCGACAAAAGAGCUUCUACGUCUCUCUACCUGGGGGGAGGGAAGGCGGGAAUGGAUCUGUUAUUCCCUAAG